Yarrowia lipolytica CLIB122 is the source of this 1167-nucleotide messenger RNA. RefSeq lists its product as uncharacterized. Gene Ontology annotation, molecular function: hydrolase activity. The record is from RefSeq and is a predicted model, not a curated record. Lineage: Eukaryota; Fungi; Ascomycota; Dipodascomycetes; Dipodascales. Gene Ontology annotation, cellular component: endoplasmic reticulum. Gene Ontology annotation, biological process: GPI anchor biosynthetic process.
AUGAUCUCCCUCCAUCUUCAUCUUCUUCGCUGGCCCGCCUACGUGACACUGCUUGCAGCGCUGCUGCUCAACCUGUACAUCUACAAUUACCCCUAUCUCCAGAACCGGACAGAGUGCAUUUGGAGAGAUGACCGUGGAUGGAACCUCGACAAGAGCCACGAGGAGGUGCAUUUGCUGGCCUUUGGCGACCCGCAGAUCCGCGGAGCAUCCAACACGUCCAACUGGCGGACGCGCCUCGACAUCUUUGGCAACGACCACUUUCUGGGCCAUAUCUACCGAGUCAUGGCCAAGCGCACCAAACCCAACCAAGUGUCGGUGCUCGGUGAUCUCUUGUCUUCUCAGUGGAUCACGGACGACGAAUUCGAGCGACGGGCAGAUCGGUACUUUGGGCGCAUCUUUGACGAGUCUCUGGUCAAAAAUAAUGACGGGUACGUCAUGUGGUACAAUAUUGCUGGAAACCACGAUAUUGGAUAUGGAGGAGAAAUGACGCGUGAACGGAUCGACCGAUUCGAAAACCGAUUUGGCAGAGUCAACUAUUAUGUGCCCAGAAAAGGGUAUCGUGUCGUGGUGCUCAAUAAUCUGGCUCUAGACGGUCCCGUUUACGAACAGCAGUUCCAAAACGAUUGCUGGAUGUUUGUGGAUAUGGUGAGACAGGCUCGAGAACAGGAGCCCGACGUGUCGACCAUUCUCAUGACCCACGUGCCUCUUUACAAGCCGGCAGGCAUUUGUGCCGACGGACCCAUGUUUAAGUACUAUGAUAACGAGUACAAGUGGCUGCGGUCUCAGAACCAUCUUUCUGAGGAUGCUACCAACCGACUUCUUGACGGUAUCUUCGGCAGGGAAGAUCCUCGAGGCGUUAUCUUGGCUGGCCACGAUCACGAGGGUUGUGUUUCCAGUUACAGCUUUGAUCCUGGACACGGAAACUGGACAGUUGAGGGUGGAAGAGGCAAUGCCGUGUCAGAAUAUACCGUUCGAAGCAUGAUGGGCGAGUUUGGCGGCAACACAGGCCUGCUGACAGGCAGCUGGAACGAUACAGAGGGCAAGUACGACUUUGACUACUCUCUGUGUCCCUUUGUCGUCCAGCAUCUAUGGUGGGCCACCAAGGUAGUGACCAUUAUUGCAACUAUUGUUGCCUUACCAGUGGCUGUUUCGAUCCACUACAGUUAG